This is a messenger RNA of Diachasma alloeum, 612 nucleotides long. RefSeq names its product cilia- and flagella-associated protein 251-like. NCBI's taxonomy places the organism in Eukaryota, Metazoa, Arthropoda, Insecta, Hymenoptera, Braconidae. Bases 1 to 612 code for a protein of 203 amino acids. The transcript has a single exon. The record is from RefSeq and is a predicted model, not a curated record.
AUGGUGGAAGAGGGGAAGGGGAGCGGCAGUUACAACCUAAGAAGCCUGGAGAACAAGAAAGGGGAAAACGCAGCCGGUAAUGGAGGAGACGCACAGAAAUCAAAAGAGGUAACACCUGGAAGAGCAAGUAGAGGUAGAAAGAAAAUGGACCCGAAAGAUAAGAAAGAGAAGAGGAAGGAUAGGGUACUUUCUGGGGUUAGGCGACUGGAGGACUUCUUGGGAGAGAAGACGGGGGAUGAGGAGAAUUCUCACUGGGAAAGGCCGGAGGAUGACCCGGAUGACCCAGAGAAUCCUGAAAGUGGCCAAGAGACCCAUGACAACCAGUCAGAGGAACAGGAAAGUGAGGAAGGAGAGGAAGUUGAGGAGGGCUUGGUUGUGGACAGUGUGACAGGAGAAGAGGCAGUGACAAGUGAAGUGUCAAAUGUGGAUAAAGUGACAAGUGAGGACAAAGGGACGAGUGGAAAUGAGGGGAGGAAGGAGGAAACAGGAACAGUGGCUCUCCAGCCGACAUGGACCCUCCCGAGAACACCCGUUGGAGGAAAUGCGGGAGAGGUAAGGACAGUGCACACAACACAGAGUGAGAUUGGGACACAGGCAAUUAGCCCAACAUAA